Messenger RNA from Symbiodinium sp. CCMP2456, 176 nucleotides. The record is from the annotation of a GenBank genome assembly. Lineage: Eukaryota; Dinophyceae; Suessiales; Symbiodiniaceae.
AUGGCUGCAAACCGCGAGAUUCGCGCCGUGGCAUGCACGCUGCAUCGUGAGGAGGAUGGGCACAACCACUAUCGAAAUCAAGUAGAGCUGAACCAGCAGCGCCAAGACAGGAUCCGAAAGGUGGCUGAGGCCCUCCCCGGGAUGCGUGCUGCCGGCGUGGCCAGCAUCAACCCAAG